AUGCCCCAACUAAACCCCAACCCAUGAUUUACCAUUAUACUCCUAACCUGAUUCACCUAUUCAUUUCUUAUUCAACCUAAACUACUCUCAUUCACUCCCACAAAUAACCCCAUAAACAAACCUUCAACAACAAAACCAAUCCCUUGAACCUGACCAUGAACCUAA
Messenger RNA from Meleagris gallopavo (turkey), 165 nucleotides. The record is from the annotation of a RefSeq genome assembly. NCBI's taxonomy places the organism in Eukaryota, Metazoa, Chordata, Aves, Galliformes, Phasianidae.